AUGGGACCAAAACGUGGACAAGUACAGUUACAAGUUGAACUCGAAUCUGAUGAGCAGUUGAAGGAAUUUUUAAAUAAACCAGGUCUCGGAAUAAUUGACGUUUACUCAGAAUGGGCUGGACCGUGCGCAUCGAUGAUUCUGUUUUUAAAACGAAUAAAAGUCGAUUUAGGUGAUCAUGGCGAUAUAUUGAAUUUUGCAAUUGCCAAAAAUGAUAGCAUAAACGCAUUAGCAAGAUUCCGUGGUAAAAGUGAGCCGCAAUGGUUAUUUGUAUCACGUGGAAUGGUUGUACGAUUGUUUGUUGGAUCAAAUUUACCACGUUUAGAAGAUGCAAUAAGAGACGAAAUCAAAAAACAAAUCCAGGCUGAUGAAGGGAAUGAUACUCGUGUUUACAUUACAGUGGAAACAUUAACACCAUCUGAAAAAAUUGUAGCAGAUAUGAAAGCAGCUAGAGAAAAAAAGCAACAAGAAUUAGAAUUACAAAAAUUUUUACAGAAGCAAGAAGAUCGUCGUAUAGAAAUUGCAACUUCAAUUGCAGAAAAGAACGAAUUAAUUACAUGUAUUGUCAUUUAUCCACAAUAUGCCAAAAAAGAGAGACGAUUAAAAGCUUUACGUGAGCGUUUAGAGACUGCAAAGCCUGCAUUUAUGUUACAAGAUAAAGUGCAAAAACAAAUUACGGAUGAACAAAUAGAACAAUUCCAAAAAUUUGCUGGUUUAGAAAUAUCAAAACGUUCCAUACAAAUGUUACAAGAUGGCCGUGCCUAUAUUUGGUUAAUCAAAUGUGACGAAGAAUUUCUAUUAAGCCCAGUAGAAUAUGUAUUUGCACGUGUACUGUAUGGCGAACAAGGCGAUCCCCCUGGGGAUUGGGAAAGUCCUGCUGCUAAAUUUAUAAAAGUGUUACCUUGGCCACCUGAAGAAGAAGAAAUGGAAGCAGAGGAAGAAGAAGAAGAGCAGGAAGAAGAAGCGAUCGAGGAAUCUGCUAAGAAAGAAGAAGCUUCAGAAGAGGCAGAAGGUGAACUUGAAGAAGAAGAAAUUAAAGAGAAAAAGGCAACCUCACCAAGCCCGCCUCCAAUUGAAAAGAAAAAAAAGAAAAAGAAAGAACCUGAACCAAAAAAAGAAUCUGACAGUGAUGAAGAAGUAGAGGAGGAAAUUGAUGGCGAAGUAGUUUGCUGUAUUUGGACGCCAUUAGAACCAUACAAGUUAGCUCGUGCAACUGUUUUAUAUGAAUUCUUUUAUGAAACAAUGUUGCCAUAUAUUCCUUUAGAGCCACCGCCAAUUCCACCUCAUCUUGCUUGUAUUUACCCAGCUGAAGAAACUGAAAAGAUCAUAGAAGCUAUUGACGAAGGUAAUUUCCGAAAUGAAAUCUUAAAUUAUGGUUUCUUUGAUAAAAAUGAUCCAGUUAAUCAUCAAGUAGUUGCAAAUAGUUUCUUAGAAUAUAAAGCCAUUCAGGACCAUGAACCUGACGAAGUACUUGUAAUAUCAGUGGCACAAAAACGCAGCUUUCCAAUUAUAACAUUAGCUGAACUAAAACCUAUGUAUGUCAGUGAUAACACUGAAAUUGGCCAGGAAGAUUGUUUACAAUGGUUUCCAAAUGAUUGGGUUCAAGGUACCGAGUUUGUUGAAGAAGAAGAAGAAGAGGAACAAUCUAGUGUGACAGGAUCUCUCUUUCCAGGGUCUAUUAGAGAGGAAGGAGAAGAAGAAGAGGAAGAAGAUAAUAAUGACGACAACUUCGCAACUAAAAUGGCUGGUAAAAAGGGUAUACAAGUGCAAUUACAAACUGAAUUAAACAACGAUGAAGAUUGGUAUGAAUUUGUUCAAAAAAAAGUUAUAGACGUAUAUUCAGAUUGGUGUGGGCCAUGUACAGCAAUGGUUGGAUAUUUGAAAAAAAUUAAAUUAGAAGUUGGUGGUGAUAAUAUGCAUUUAGCUGUAGCAAAAUCUGAUUUUAUAACAUGCUUAGAACGAUUUCGUAACGAAUGUGAACCAACAUGGUUAUUUAUGUCUAAGCAAAAAAUGGUUAAUUUGUUAUUUGGCAGCAAUGUUCCGAAAUUAUUAGAAAUUAUACAAAUUGAAAUGGACAAGGAAAUUGAAGUACAAACGACUGGUAAUGAAACACGAAUUUUAAGGGAUGUUGAAGAGUUAACGCCAGAAGAACUAGAAGCCAAGGAAAAACAGGAAUUAAAACGAAUAGAAAUGGAACGUAUUGAGCAAGAAGAAGCUAUACGUGAGGCAGCUGAAAAACAUCGAAUUGUAUUUGGAAAUAUUGCUGAAAACAUGAAAAAAACAGCAUUUGUUUUAAUUUGGCCACAACUACAAGACAGUGCAUCAUGUUUGAAUGAUAUUUGGGACGCAAAUGGGCUAUCAAUUAGUCAUAUUGAUAAAUUUGAUAAAUGGAAACAAUAUGGUGAUUUUAAUGUGUCGCCUUUAGCAAUAGCAGCCUUAACUGAUGGUAAAUCUUUGGCAUGGUUACUAAAACAUGAUCCUGAUAUUGAGCUAGAAGAACCAAUUGAAGAUUUAGUUGCACGAGCAAUUUACGGCGAAUCAAAACAACCUCCAGGAGAUCCUGAAAGCAUUGCUUUUGAAAAAUUUCAACAUCAACGUCUAUUAACUCUAGAACAAAUACAAAAAAAGAAACAAGAGCGCGCUGAAGCAUUAAAAGCCCAGAAUAAAAGUCAGCAAACAGAAAAAAUUACACAAACAGAUCCAGAUACACCUAUAUCUCCCACACAAACUAAAGAAUCUACAACCGACGAUAAACUCGAUGAAAAUGAUUUAUAUGAAAUGAUACCAGGAAUAUGGGUACCUUUAACAUCAAUUGGUAAAGCAACAGUUAUGCAUACAAUAUUUCCAAAAGUAACAACGGCUUUCUUACUACCAGAACCCGAAACUCUACCUCCACAUUUGUUGGUUAUGUUUGAAGCUUUUAAAAGAAAAGAAGUAUUGGAGAUAGUUAAUGAAUAUCAAGAAUUCAUUUUACAUUAUGGUUUUUUUACAACUGUAGAUCCGUAUACAACACAAUUAGUUUGUAAGAAUAAUGAUGAAUAUGAUCAACUACCAAGUUACACUUAG
Messenger RNA from Chrysoperla carnea, 3063 nucleotides. RefSeq lists its product as uncharacterized. The coding region runs from base 1 to 3063 and encodes 1020 amino acids. The record is from RefSeq and is a predicted model, not a curated record. The transcript has 13 exons. NCBI's taxonomy places the organism in Eukaryota, Metazoa, Arthropoda, Insecta, Neuroptera, Chrysopidae.